AUGAGUAAUGCCUCGGGGAUCCCAGGCACAGCGGUUCCCCUGGCGGAUUCUGAGACCUGGCCCCAGCCCAGCCUCCCACCAGCCACACCCACGCUGCCCACUGGGCCGCAGAUGGACCGCCUUGGGAACAGCUCCCAGGGGGCCCCCAAGCUCUUCCUCACCACCUCACUGGCCCACGGCAUCUCAGGCAUCUUCGUGUGGGCCGCGCUGGUACUCACCUGCCACCAGAUCUACCUGCACCUGCGCUCCUACACCGUCCCCCACGAGCAGCGCUACAUCAUCCGUCUGCUCCUCAUUGUGCCCAUCUAUGCCCUGGACUCCUGGCUCAGCCUCCUGCUGCUGGGGAGCCGUCAGUACUACAUCUACUUCGACUCGGUUCGGGACUGCUAUGAAGCCUUCGUCAUCUACAGCUUCCUGAGCCUCUGCUUCCAGUACCUGGGCGGCGAGAGCGCCAUCAUGGCUGAGAUUCGGGGGAAGCCCAUCCAGUCCAGCUGCUUCUACGGCACCUGCUGCCUGCGAGGCAUGUCCUAUUCCAUCGGCUUCCUGCGUUUCUGCAAGCAGGCCACCCUGCAGUUCUGCAUCGUGAAGCCCACCAUGGCUGCGCUCACCAUCAUCCUGCAGGCGCUGGGCAAAUACCACGAAGGGGACUUGAACCUCCGCAGCGGCUCCCUGUACAUCACGCUGGUCUACAACGUGUCCGUGAGCCUGGCCCUGUACGCGCUCCUGCUCUUCUACGAGGCCACCCGCGAGCUGCUGCGCCCCUUUGAGCCCCUCCUCAAGUUCCUCACCAUCAAGGCCAUCAUCUUCCUGUCCUUCUGGCAGGGGAUGCUGCUGGCCAUCCUGGAGAAGUGCAAGGUCAUCCCAGAGGUGCAGGCCGUCGACGGGAGCCUGGUGAGGGCGGGCACGCUGGCCGCCGGCUACCAGAACUUUUUCAUCUGCAUUGAAAUGCUCUUCGCCUCCGUGGCCCUGCGCUAUGCCUUCACCUGCCAGGUGUACUCGGAGAAGCAAGACUUGCCAGGUCCGGUGCCCCCUGCCCCCAUGCUGAGCAUCUCCAGCGGCCUGAAGGAGACCAUGAGCCCCCAGGACAUCGUGCAGGAUGCCAUCCACAACUUCUCGCCCGCCUACCAGCAAUACAUGCAGCAAGCCACACAUGAGGCCCCGGGGCCUGGCCCCAACACGGGCCCGGCGGGUGGGGGCAGGAAGAACCGCAGUGUGGAGAAGAGGAUGCUGAUCCCCGAUGAGGAGCUCUAG
Orycteropus afer afer is the source of this 1251-nucleotide messenger RNA. RefSeq names its product transmembrane protein 184A (gene TMEM184A). NCBI's taxonomy places the organism in Eukaryota, Metazoa, Chordata, Mammalia, Tubulidentata, Orycteropodidae. Gene Ontology annotation, molecular function: transporter activity. The coding region runs from base 1 to 1251 and encodes 416 amino acids. Gene Ontology annotation, biological process: transport. Gene Ontology annotation, cellular component: early endosome membrane. The transcript has 8 exons. The record is from RefSeq and is a predicted model, not a curated record.